AUGUUUACGUACACCUUUCAGAGAGCCUACAAUGAGAGGAACGAUGUGUACCAUUUUGUGCCACAAGUUCUGGCAUUGCCAUUCCUUCCACCAGAACACAUUGAGGACACCUUCCAUCAACUGGAUGCGCGAGCUCCAAGAGCCCUGGUACCUGUCAUGGACUAUGUCUACAGGACUUGGAUCACCAGCACGGUAUUCAAGAUUGACUCCUGGAGCAUAUUCAUGACAGCUAUCAGGACAAACAAUGAUGUAGAAGGUUGGCAUAACCGCCUUAAUAGUGCCGUGGCAGUGAGAGGACCAGUGCCCUUUUACAGCCUUAUUCAAGAACUCUACAGAGAGUCCAAGGACAUUCCCCUGCAACUGAGGCUGGUGACUGAGGGAAAGCUGCAACGUUACCAGAGAAAACAAUCCAGACAUGUCCAGGGGAAAGUUUUCAAAUUUUGGAACAAGUACUGUGAAAGAGAGAUCAGUGCUAGUCGAUUGCUCAAAGAGUGUGCAGCCAUCUAUGGACCUCCUGUCCAGUGA
This is a messenger RNA of Saccostrea cuccullata (small rock oyster), 525 nucleotides long. RefSeq lists its product as uncharacterized. The record is from RefSeq and is a predicted model, not a curated record. Lineage: Eukaryota; Metazoa; Mollusca; Bivalvia; Ostreida; Ostreidae. Bases 1 to 525 code for a protein of 174 amino acids. The transcript has a single exon.